Messenger RNA from Erythranthe guttata (spotted monkey flower), 799 nucleotides. RefSeq lists its product as uncharacterized. Lineage: Eukaryota; Viridiplantae; Streptophyta; Magnoliopsida; Lamiales; Phrymaceae. The record is from RefSeq and is a predicted model, not a curated record.
AAAGUUAAAAAUAUAAAAGCCACGUGCAUAGCGUAAGGAAGUGACACGUCGGAUUCUAUGCACCGCCGUGAAGAAGAACGUGUCAAACCCUCACCACCUCUCUCAUAUAUUUUUUUCCUAUCGUUCAAAUUCUGAAUUAAAUCCAUUAUUUAUAUACUCUCCAAAUUAAUUAAUCUAAACAGAGACAAGAGGCGAAGGUUGUUCGAUCAAGGGAAGGAAUUUAUUAAUGGCAGGAAAUGAGGAAUGGAGAAAGAACGCAGACACGCACAAGAUGUCGCCGGAGGAGGUGAGGAGCGCCGGAGUUGAAGCAUCCAAGCGUCCUCCGGGAAGCAACCCCGGCGGAAUCCUCCACCAGCGGCGGAGCUUGCCCUACAGCCUUACAACUAUUACCCUCGUCGGAUUUGCAGUCACCGGCGCCAUGUGGUACUUCACUUUGUACACCAAGAAGAAGCCUGAAGCCACCGCCGCCGACGUUGCUCGAGUUGCCACCGGUAUGGCUAAUCCAGAAGACACGCGCCCCCGCAAGUAGAAGAACUCCGAUCGUUGGUUUCAUUUUUUUUUUUUCUCUCUCUAACUUAUUGCUUCUUGUGUACUAGAAAGUUUGUUCCAGCCUUUUGGGAGAAAUUGAUGAAUCACUUCACCUUUUUUUUGUUUUUUUCUUUUUUUUUUUAGCUCUCGAAAUUAAAUGAGUGAUAUAAAAACUCGAAUAUAUAUUAAUUAUACUUGGAGUACUGUCAAGUUUGUUACAACAUAGAAUGUUUAAAUUUUUUUGUUUGUUUCUGGUGUUGAUCAAUUCUUG